Molecule: messenger RNA, 1719 nt
Organism: Homarus americanus (American lobster)
Lineage: Eukaryota; Metazoa; Arthropoda; Malacostraca; Decapoda; Nephropidae
Exons: 3
Coding region: 283-588 (101 amino acids)
Source: RefSeq, a predicted model, not a curated record
AAUCAGCUGAGCGCGACGCACGUAAUAUUAUUUUGUAAACAUGGAAGGACCACCAGCCAAGAAGAGACGACCUAAUUUCAGUGAGGCUGAAGUAUACGCUCUUGUGACUGAGGUAGCCAAACGAAAAGAAAUGAUUUUAGGGAAGUUGGACUCGGUAGUUGUACACUUCAACUCAAAAACCAUGCCUGGGGUGAAGUGUUAAAUGCGGUGAAUGCUGUUGGUAGAGUCACCCGCAAUGUUACUGAAAUUCGGCGGAAGAUCUUCGUGUUAGCGUUAAGAAAAAUGCAGCACAAGAUAAGAAAUAUGCUGGUGGAACAGGAGGCGGCCCCCAAAUUGAAAAUACCCUGUACAUACACUGCAAUUGACGAAGCAGUUCUUCAUCUCUUAGAUCCAGCUUUUAUACAUGGAAUUCCAGCGAUUUUGAAAAGUGAGGAACUUAUUGAUGAAGAAGAAAGAGCACAAACCCCAGGACCCUCAGGAGCUAGGUUUACGGCUAUUCAUUCCAGCGAGGAAUCUAUGUUUAGGACCGUUCAAGAGAAAGAGGAUUCUCUAACUAUCUUGCUGACUGAGGAUAUACGCACUUGUUAACUAAUAACAUGUGUUGCAGUGCUUCUAAGGAUAAUGUUUACCCAGGUUUUGGGUAAAAGUUCACACCACAAUCAAAUGUAUAGCUUUGAAAACAGACUCAUGUACUUAUUUUUAUUUUUUAAAUGUUCCUUUAUUUUGUAAUACGUAGUUAAUUUCCAGUUCAACCUGUUUUAUUGAUUAAUUUGUAUUUUUUUAAUGUAUGAUUCAAGUAGGUUGAAACAGAAAUAAUGGUGCAAAUUCACCAACAGCCUACUGUAAUCACUGCUAUUUAGCACACAUUAUUCUCCAAAGAGCAAGUUGUUGCAUUGGUUCUUUCAUAAGGAUAUGCUGUCUCAUGCUAAAUUGUAUAGCUUAACAAGCCAAGAGUUUGCUAUUUGUUUUCUUUAUUACUUAUAGUAGUACAGUAUUUGGUUAUAAGUUUACUUUAAUAUACGGGUAUUGAUGCAGGUACAUUCUAGUCAUGAGUGUUCCUUCAGUAAUUCUAGACAUAUGAAAAUUAUACUGUAUUCCAUUUUUAUAUCUUAAAAAUGGCAACAAUUAACAGUAGUUGUAUUAAUUUUUCACAACGAUGUGGUGACCCACGUCAAAUUGUGUAGUUUAAGAAGCAAACAGUGGCAAUAUUUUUUAUUGUUUCAAUUUCUCAAAUAUGUUUUAUAUAAUGAUUUUUGUUUUCACAAACUUUAGUGCCUUUGGUAUUUAGUAGGCUAGUAUUAAAAGUAUACUGUAUUGGAAUCAAAUUUGCUCAAGGAUAUAGUACAUAUUUUAUUUUCCUAUAUAAAAUGUUUAUCUUAUGAAGGUAAAAGAAAGCCAUUUAUUUUCUGUAUUUUCUAUAAAGUUUUUUUUAUUAGGUACAGCAUGUUGAAAAUAAAAGUUAAUUCAAUGUAUGCUUUAUUAGCAUUACCUCUAUACUGCAAUAAAAAAUAAUUAUUAAACAGUAUUGUUUUUAUGUUGAUAUUAACUUAUUCAAAGUUUUAUCAUUAGGCCUAGAAUAGAAGGGUUAUGCCUGAGAAAAAAAAAUUACGGCCUUAAGGUUUUGCCUGGCAUUAGGGUUAAAAUACUUAAAAAUGCACAGCGUGUUAAAAUCUCUGUACUCAUUGAAAAAUGAAUAAAAUUGUUCAGUAUGAAAGUAAA